AUGGCACCUCAAAUAACCCGUAAAAGGUUCAAACUGGACGAUACGUCGAUGGAGCAGCCUUUGAGAAGCAAGCCCGUCAACGUGGUGGCAAAGGCGGUGUCUGGUAAGAGUCCCGUUGCUCGGAAACGACGCAAAGUCGAGGAUCCGUAUUCAAGUGUUUUUGACCAUCAACACGUCGAAAUCCGGCUGGCAGACGAAAAUUGGCGCGCUAGAACCGCAGACGCAUCCCCAAGCGGUUCCCAGGAACGUUCAAAGUCCGUUUCCAAGCUUCAAAUGAAAGAUCACAAAUCGGGAGCUCGGCGGCUAAAGAUCAAAAACCCGCUCCAAACAGCAGACUUACCCCGGCCUUUUCUGGAUGCAGACCGGUCCAUCCAGCUCGACGAUUUUGACCAGCCGCCGGAUUCCACUUCGACGCCGAUUAUGGGGAGUCCAAGAUCGGCCUCGCUCGAAGUUGGCCCUUAUGGACGUGUUGACAGUUACCAAAACAACAGCAACGACCCCGAUUUUGAUCCGUGGAUCGUGGACGAAUCUUGGCCUAUAAGCCACUCCCAACGAUACCAAGAACCCUUUGCGCCAGACCUAAGCCCUGCCUGGCAUCCGGGCCACGUUUAUGGGAUUCCUCUAGCACCCAGUUCUCGCAAUCCCGACAAAUCUGGCAUACUGAGAGCUCAGCAUACGCCUCUCAGACAUAGAGGAAUCGAACAUUUCUCUCAAAAGUUUACGGGCGGUCCUACAGCUGAAUCGUAUCCGUGGUAUACUGUGGGUGCCACUUACAAAUCGCCAAGAAGGGCUUUGUGCGGCGGAAGACUAGACGCACGCAACUCCAGUCAGAAUAGCUACAGAUCCAGCGGCGGAGAGGCUACGCGCAGCUCAUGA
This is a messenger RNA of Lachancea sp. 'fantastica', 876 nucleotides long. The record is from the annotation of a GenBank genome assembly. NCBI's taxonomy places the organism in Eukaryota, Fungi, Ascomycota, Saccharomycetes, Saccharomycetales, Saccharomycetaceae.